CGUUCCGUGCGGUUGACAUUGCAAUUUCGCGGCACACGACACUCGCAAUAAACGACACUGAACCAGCAGCGGUCACUGACUGGAAUUAUUCCCUAUAGAGAGAUUCAGGUGCAGCAAGUGCAGAGACCCAAAAGUCUGUUUCUUAUCGCAAAAUAUUGAGCCAUUUAGCCGGCGACACCUUUAGUGCGGCAAGAGAUUAGAAGCGGAGGCUGUCAGUCGAAAGCUACGGCUCGUAUGUCGUGAGCUCGAGGGCAAAGUGAAUGCAAGUGGUGCGAGUGCGAAGGAACACAAUGCUGGAGGUCGAUAAGAUUCUGGAGAAAUGCGGCGACUGCAAUCGCUUGCAGCUGCUGAUGCUGCUGCUCUUCUGCCUUAUCAAUAUGCUGUCUGCCCUGCACUACUACUCCCAGACGAUCAUCAGUUUUGUGCCCAAAUACUGGUGCGCGGACGGGCUGCCAGCAGGUGGCCAGCCACCGAGUGAAUCAAGCUGCCAUGGAAAUGGAUCCCUCACCACCUGCCACAGCUACGACUACGAGUUGUUUAUGGGCUACAAGAGCUUCACCUCGGACAUGAAUUGGAUCUGCGCGGACGCCUGGAAGCUGACACUUGGCCAGUCCAUGUUCUUUGUGGGCUCCGUCGUGGGCACCCUGGUGCUGGGCUUCCUCGCGGACGUGGUCGGACGCCUGCCCAUUCUCGUGGUGGCCAACAUGAUUGCCAUGGUCGGGAAUCUACUCACCAUUUGGGGCACCAAUCUGCCGCUCUUUUGUGUGUUUCGUUUGGUCUCUGGCUUUGCCACGGACAGCAACUUUGUGAUGAUGUACAUACUGGUUAUGGAGUACAUGCGCCCCACCCUGCGCACAGUGGGGCUCAGCCUGUGCAUUGGUUUCUUCUAUUGCCUCGGAUCCAUGGCUGCUCCCUGGAUUGCCGUGUUGAUGCGCAGCUGGCAGGGCUUCCUCCUGGCCACCUCGCUGCCCUUUCUGCUGGUGCCGUUCUUCUAUCUCAUCGUGCCCGAGAGCAUUCAGUGGCUGGUCUCCAAGCAAAAGUACGACCGAGCCGUGGUCUGCCUGAAGCGCGUGGCCAAGAUCAAUGGGCGGCAGGUGGAUGAGAGCAGCUUCGAGGAGUUCAUCGAGGAGUGCAAGUUCAGCCAGCAGCACACCAAAGCCCGUCCCAAUCUGUUGGAUCUCUUCAAGACGCCACGUUUGCGGAGGAACACGCUGAUUUUGUUCUUCAAAUCCAUGGUCAUUACCCUCUGCUAUGAUGCUGUUUCACGCAACGUUCAAGGCCUUGGCAUUUCGCCAUUUCUGAUGUUCUCGCUGAGCGCCACAACAAUUCUGCCCGCCUGUCUGCUGAUCAUCGCCCUGCAAGAUCGCAUCGGACGCAAGGCCAUGGCAUCCAUAUCGCUGCUCCUCAGUGGCAUAUUCAUCUCGGUCACUGGUGGCAUACUCUUCGCUGCCCCAGCCACAGAUAAGACCACCACUCUCCUCGUCAGCCUCUCAGUUGUGGGUCGCUUUGGUGUCACGGUGGCUUACAAUUCCGGAGCCCAAUAUGCCACGGAGCUGAUUCCCACAUGUGUGCGUGGCCAGGGCGUGGCUGCGGUGCAUGUGGCAGGCUAUGCCUUUACCUUCUUCAGCGCCUUUAUACUUUACACCCGCAGCAUCUUCUCGCCCCUGCCAGAGCUCAUUCUGGGACUGAUCUCCCUCCUCGGCGCCUGUCUGUGUCUGCUGCUGCCAGAGACGCUUCAUCGCACGCUGCCCACAUCCCUGGAGGAUGGCGAGAACUUUGGCAAGAAUGAUCGCUGGUUCUCCUUUAGCUUCACGGAGCAACGCACACAAUCGGCCACCACUUUGGCCUCGGGACACAACACCAAGAAUCACUCGAGUUCCACGGACUCUGCGGUCUACUUUUGAUUCGUCUUUAAGAUGGGAUUCCAGCAAUUUAACAUUAGAACCAUCUUUAAAAGAUCUCCCACCCCCAAUUGAAUAAACAUAAGGAUAGUCACAC
This is a messenger RNA of Drosophila subobscura, 1998 nucleotides long. RefSeq names its product organic cation transporter-like protein. The transcript has 6 exons. Gene Ontology annotation, molecular function: transmembrane transporter activity. NCBI's taxonomy places the organism in Eukaryota, Metazoa, Arthropoda, Insecta, Diptera, Drosophilidae. Gene Ontology annotation, cellular component: membrane. Gene Ontology annotation, biological process: transmembrane transport. Bases 261 to 1904 code for a protein of 547 amino acids. The record is from RefSeq and is a predicted model, not a curated record.